AUACUGGAAUGCCUCCCGAUAAAGAAGUCCAUCGAGGGUGAAGGAUUUUCCGUUUAAUUAGGUCUGAUUGCGAUCUAAAGGACUUCUGGAUACACACCACGUUGUCCACUAGUCUCUAUCUUCACUGCAAACUCUUGCGCACCCCCUGGUGCUUGCUAGUCUCCAAAACUUCUUUGUGUGUGUUGCCUGCUUUGCAGAUUGUCUUCCUUGUCUCUCUGGUUGCUCAUUAUUCAGAGACAGACGGAUCUCAGGUCAUCUGCAGCUGCAGCAAAAGGAGAAGCAGGAAAGAUGGCGAUCAUCCACUAGACCGGGCACACGCAUGAGACACUCAGCAAGUUUGUGUCUUUUUGGACAAAGAUCGCUCUUUUUUCCCGGACCGAUCCGAUUCCUGGAUUUUACCGGGAGCCCCCGACGAUGGAGGUCCUGCAGUGCGACGGCUGUGAUUUUCGCGCUGAGACCUAUGAAGACCUGAAGUCCCACAUUCAGGAUGUUCACACAGCAUUUGUGCAGCCAACUGCUGUCGGGGAAGGAAACUGCAUUCAGACAAAAUCUGAUACCAUGACUGUGCAGAGCCAGACGGAGCAGGAGGAUCUUGGAACGCUGAAGAAUGAAUUUGAGUCUUCUCAUGAAAGAACUGGACUCCUCCCCUACCAGUCCAGCCCUGGGCAUUACAGCAGUUCCAACCAAAUGCUUUAUAACCAGUCGACGAGCCAGCCUUCCAAGUCAGCAAGCCAGUUUUUUCAGUGCAAGUUCUGUGUUCGUUACUUCAGAUCCAAAACCCUUCUUAGUGAACAUACAAGAAAAGUCCAUGGAUUUGUUGGAGGCUCUAUGCACAGUGGUGGGAAUGGCCCUGUUUCACCUUCCGGCAAGCAGUCAAACUACAGCAUCCUGUUGCACGAUGGAUUUGGGAAGGUUUUCUCUUGUCAAUACUGUACCUACAAAUCUCCGAGAAGGGCACGAAUUUUGAAACAUCAGAAGAUGUACCACAAAAGCAACUUGAUUGAAGCCCCUGUGUCUGUCAAUGAAGCCAUCUCCGAUCCUUCAUCUGUUUCUUUACCCAUGCAGGAGUCUUGCACUGAUCUGCCAGAGGAAGUUGUUGAGCGUAGCAUUCUGGAGUCAAUGGUCAAACCACUGACCAAAUCACGGGGAAAUUUCUCUUGUGAGUGGUGUGGCUAUCAAACUUUACGGAGAGAGAGAUGGUGUGACCAUAUGAUGAAGAAACACCGAAACAUGGUAAAGAUAAUAUCUUCCCUUCGGCAACAACAAGAAGGAGGUAAUGCACCCCCGUCAAAACCAGACUCUCCAGCAUCUCACAGAAGCACUCCAAAUUCCAGUUACAUGCCUAAAAAUUUAAGUAGCAAUGAAAGCAAUGUUUCCAGUUACAGAGGUUCAACGGGGAACUCUCUUUUAAGAUCCCCUUCUUCACAUGCCUCUAAAUUCCCACCCUUUCAGUAUUCUCAUGGAAAAAUGAAAACCACAUCCAGUGGAUCUUCUUCCCUUUUACCAGACAGAUCUGCCUUUGGAAUGUCGGACUCGCUUAACUCUACUGUUGAUGUUGAGACCAACAGCAUGUUGAACGAUUCUAGAAGUAGCUCUGAUGAGGAACUUGGAGAUAUGGAUGGUUCAAACCACACAAAUUCUUUGUCCCUAGACCUUUCAGGAAAACAGUUGUUGUCAGAAGAAGAUACCAAAAUGCUUGAAACAAAGGGAAUACCUUUUCGAAGGUACAUGAACAGGUUUCAGUGCCCGUUCUGUUCUUUCCUCACCAUGCAUCGUCGAAGCAUCUCUCGUCAUAUAGAGAACAUCCAUUUGUCUGGGAAGACAACGGUCUAUAAAUGUGAUGAAUGUCCUUUCAUUUGCACCAGUCCCCUUAAAUUAGGAACUCACAAACAGUGUCACACUGGGACAUCUUCCGAGUGGGAAACCAUGAGCUUGCAGAAUGAAAGCCUGGGCUCUCUUAGCGAGAGCAUGGAACCAAUCAACGGAGGAAGUCUCAACUCCAAGGUGAAUGGCAAAAAAUCAGGAAUGCUAGUUGAAAUAAACCAGCCAAAUCCUCACAGAUGCUCGUUGUGCAGCUUUUCAACAACUACCUUGAAAGGUCUUCGUGUUCAUCAGCAACACAAGCAUUCAUACUGUGACAAUAUGCAAGUGCCAAGUUACGAGGGCCCCUCAAAUGAACAGCAAGACUCUGAGCCAGAAACCUAUACCUCUCCUAACUAUGUGCAGAAAACACAAACCUCAAUUUUGGGCUUCUCAUCCAAAAAGCACUUGCUUUCAAAGACUGCACGCAAAUCCAUUAAUGAUUUACCCUUGGAUCUAUCGCCAGUCAAAAAACGUACACGGAUAGAUGAAAUUGCCAACAAUCUCCAGAGCAAGAUCAGCCAAAACAAACAACAGGAGGAUGCAGUUAUUAACCUGGAAGACAUUGAGGAUGAGGAAGAAGAGGAGGAGGAAAACGUUGUAGAAGUUGAAAUGGAUGAAGAGAAGGAAGAGACGCAAGCUGAGCAGUUAAUGAAGAACCAGAGCUACAACUACUCUAGGCACCGGAUGUAUUUCAGAGAAUCCGAUGACCCUCAAAACGACGACAUGUUGGUAAAAUCAAAUCACCAUCUCCAGCAGAAAUACAUCUCCAACAGCAUGGCUGCUGUUUCACUAACUGUGUCUGAUGAAGAUGAUAAUGAGGAUGAUUACAUCAUUCCAUCCGAGUCCAAAGAUUCACACGAUCAGAGCAGCCAGAAUAGUCGGGAUGCUUUUCAAGAUAAUCUUGACUUUACUGAUGAUUCUGGAGCACUGUUUCAUUGCAAGCACUGUGACUACAGUAACAAAUCAGCCCGCAGUGUAAGCACACACUACCAGCGAAUGCAUCCUUACAUAAAAUUUAGUUUUAGAUACAUCUUGGAUCCGAAUGAUCACAGUGCUGUAUAUCGUUGCCUUGAGUGCUACGUCGAAUACACGACUUUCGAUGACCUUAACCAACACUAUGCUGAACACCAUCCUGAAGCUAUUAACGUCCUAAAUUUCAACCAGCCAGAUCUGAUAUACAGAUGUCGAUUCUGCUUGUACACUAGCCCAAAUGUUCGAAGUUUAAUGCCUCACUACCAAAGAAUGCACCCUACGGUGAAGAUCAAUAAUGCUAUGAUCUUUUCCAGCUAUGUGGUUGAUCAGCCUUUGCCCAUGAGCAGUGAGUCACAAACGCUGAGAGAAAUUUUAAACUCUGCCCCCAAAAGCUUUGGAACGUCCACACCCAUAGCACGUAGCACAUCCCAGACCAGUCCAGUAAACAAGAGCUUCCCGAAGGCAGAUUCAAUUAUGGAUACGGACUCUCAGAAAGACAAUGCUGUAAAUAAUGUUGUAGUUUAUGACUGUGACGUUUGCUCUUUUGCUAGUCCAAACAUGCACUCUGUUUUGGUACACUAUCAGAAGAAGCAUCCAGAACAAAAAGCUUCCUAUUUCAGGAUCCAGAAAACAAUGCGCGUAGUUUCAGUAGAUCGCUCUCAGGCCAACUCCAAUCAAGUAUUUGAGGUGAGUGCCCCGUCUCCUCCUAAAACAAGCAGUGUAGCUCCUCCUGAAAUUAAGGAAGAGAUAUAUUACUGCAAACACUGUGUUUAUAGUAAUAGAUCAGUAGUGGGGGUGCUUGUUCAUUACCAAAAAAGACACCCAGAAAUAAAAGUAACCGCAAAAUACAUUAAGCACGCACCUCCAACUCCAGGUCUUCUAAAACUUAUGGAAGAACUCCAAAUUGCCCCACCAAAGCAAUUUCUUCAGCAGUUUAACAAUAGUGGCCUUGACGGAGCCGGUUCUUCCCAUUCUCGACCCGGUGGAGACAAAGGAGAAGGGGAGAUGAUGUUCUUCUGUCAGCACUGCGAAUAUGGGAACCGCACUGUGAAAGGCGUGUUGAUUCAUUAUCAGAAGAAGCACAGGGAUGUGAAAGCUAAUGCAGAUCUUGUGCGACGGCACACAGCUGUUGUUAGAAGCCAGCGUGAGCGUGCGCAGAUGAGUCAGUUGAACAACAUGUCUGCCACGGCCAACAGCUCCGACGGGGAGAAAAAUCGACCGCUGAGGUCCCUGAAAUGCAGACACUGCUCCUAUAUGUCUCCGUACGUUUAUGCGCUGAAAAAACAUCUCAAGAAAGACCAUCCGACCAUGAAGGCUACUGCCUCUACCAUUUUACACUGGGGUUAUCAGGAUGGUAUUCUAGAGGCAGGAUAUCACUGUGAGUGGUGCAUCUAUUCUCAUGCAGAACCAAACGGAUUGCUAAUGCAUUACCAAAGACGACACCCGGAGCAUAACGUCGAUUAUACCUAUAUGGCUACAAAAUUGUGGGCAGGGCCGGAUACUAUUACAGCUACUACCACUACUACUACUGCUACUCCUAGUACCACCGCUACUAAUACUUCUUCUCAACAAGUAGCAAACUCUGAAAGCAAUCAUUAUCAAUGCCGAGAUUGUGCCUUUGAGGCAUGCUCCAUUUGGGAUAUCACAAAUCAUUAUCAAACAGUUCAUCCUUGGGCCAUCAAUGGAGAUGAAUCUGUGCUACUAGAUAUCAUCAAAGGUAACAGCACUUCAGGAAAGCAAAAAUCACACCAUCAAAAGGUGGACGCUGAAAUCAUAGUGGCCAGUCCAUUUCACAGGCAGCCCUCAGACCAAGACGAGGAACCGUUAGAAAUUUCAGUAGGCUCUCCUGAAAUGGCCACCCAGUUUUCUUUUGCUAGUAGUUCGAUAUCCACCAACCCCUAUCAGUGUACUGUCUGCUUGUCUGAAUACAACAGCUUGCAUGGCCUGUUGACCCAUUAUGGCAAGAAGCAUCCCGGUAUGAAAGUUAAGGCAGCUGAUUUUGCCCAAGAAGCUGACAUUAACCCCAGUUCAGUUUACAAAUGUAGACACUGCCCUUAUGUCAACUCACGCAUCCAUGGCGUGCUAACACACUACCAGAAGCGUCAUCCUUUAGUCAAAGUGACGGCAGAAGAUUUUGCUGAUGAUGUCGAGCAGGUGUUCGAGUUAAAUGAAGGCGAUGAAAAAUGUAAAUCUCAGAGGCAAGGGUAUGGUGCUUAUAGAUGCAAGAUGUGUCCGUACACCCAUGGAACGUUAGAAAAGCUGAAGAUUCAUUAUGAGAAGUACCACAAUCAGCCAGCAUCUGACAUGUUUAAUCCCUCUCUAACAAAUUACUCUGUAACUAAAGAGCUACUCGUGGAAAGCAAUUCAUCCACUAUGGAUGACAUUCAGGAAGUGACUGAAAUCCUUCCUUCAUUUUCCCAGUACCCGGGUGAAAAAUGUGAAUCGCACACUGUAUUUAGAUGCCAACUUUGCAAGUAUUUCUGCUCCACUCGGAAAGGGAUUGCUCGUCACUAUCGCAUCAAGCACAACAAUGUUCGAGCACAGCCUGAGGGUAAGAACAAUGUCUUCAAGUGUGCUCUCUGCUCGUACACAAACCCGAUACGCAAAGGGCUGGCAGCACAUUACCAGAAGCGGCAUGACAUCGAUGCUUACUACACUCACUGUCUUGCAGCCUCGAAGACCGUCACAGAAAAGCCUCACAAAGUUGUUGUCCCUAUAAGUUCUCAAACUGAAGGUCCAGCCUUGAGCGAAGAGCUAAGAAUAGCAGUUGAGAGGAGGAAAUGCUCUUUGUGUCCUUUCCAGGCUUUCAGCAAGAAGAGCAUCGUCUCUCACUACAUCAAACGGCACCCUGGUGUUUUCCCAAAAAGGCAGCAUUCCAGCAAAUUAGGGCGCUAUUUCACGGUGGUCUAUGCCAGGGCACCUGAACCCAGUCCCGAAGUUAAAGAGAAGCCUCCCCAAGAGCAACCCGAGACUGAACAAGAAAAGGACAUUGAAAGGCUUCCUUACAAAUGCAUCAAGUGCUUUAAAUUGUCGUUUAACACAGCUGAGCUCCUCUGUAUGCACUAUACGGAACAUCAUAGUAAAGACUUGAAGCGGGAUUUUAUGACGUUGCCAAGUCCAACGAGAUCCAGUGCCGACAACUUUCAGUGUGCCCACUGUGACGUUAGGAUUCUGAGCAUAUCGGAGCUGAGUGUUCAUCUGACCAACCACAACGAGGAGUUCCAGAAGAGGGCCAAGCGGCAAGAACGGAGGAAACAGCUUCUGAGUCGGCAAAAAGGAUGUGAACCUGGGGAUGGAAAAGUCGAAAAGGUUGACAACCAAACUGAAAAAACUCCUAUCGGUUACCGCUGUAACUUUUGCAUUGAGGUGCACCCCACUCUGAGGGCUAUAUGCAACCAUCUUCGAAAGCACGUUCAGUAUGGCGAGGUCAAAGCCGGCCAUGUCAAACAUGAAGUGAGUGAUACACCAGUUUCUUCAUCGGAGCAUGUGGUAGUUCAUGGUGAACACUCAGAAGAUGCAACAGAUAGGCAAAGCGCUGUGGGACUAGAAUCCACAGGGACCAGCAAUGGUGCAGUUACAGUGACAGCAACAGGGGAGAUGGAUGAAGCUGAAGGAGAAAUGGAAGACUGCGGGGAGCUGAAGGACAGUUCCUUCGGUGGACACGCCUGCCCACAGUGUGACCGUGUCUUCAUGUCCAUGCAGGGCCUGCGGUCCCAUGAGAGGAGUCAUUCUGCACUUGCCAUGUUCACCAGAGAAGACAAGUACAGCUGCCAGUACUGCCAGUUUGUGUCAGCAUUCAGGCACAACUUGGACCGCCAUAUGCAGACUCACCAUGGCCACCACAAGCCAUUCCGCUGCAAGCUUUGCCCCUUCAAGUCUGCCUACAUGAGCCGACUCAAGAGCCACUUCCAUAAAGCUCAUGCAGCAGGUGAACACACUUACAAGUGCUCGUCCUGUUCCUUCUCCUCCAUGACGAUAAGCCAGCUGAAAGAACACUCCUUGAAGAUCCAUGGAGAGGCGCUGACCCUUUCUAAACUGCGUGCUGCUGCUCAGUCUGCCUUCAGACCCCAAAGGCUACAACAGUUAAUUGGACAGACGUUGGAAAUCCAAGAGUCAGAUGAUUCCUCCUAUUCUGAGCCCGUAGACGUACAACAGCAGCUCAAUCACUACCAGUUGGCAGCGCGCAACAAUGCAAGUGCCAGCCCCACUCCUCUGACCAGCACUAUCCCAGAAGGCAGGCCAGAGAGCCUCUUGACCUGCGAGUUUUGUGAGUUCAGUUCUGGCUACAUACAGAGUCUCCGCCGUCACUACCGGGACAGACAUGGAGGAAAGAAGUUAUUUAAGUGCAAAGACUGCUCCUUCUUCACUUGCUACAGAUCCACAUUCACGAUGCAUGUGGAAGCUGGUCAUACUGCUGCUCCUGAAGAAGGCCCCAAAGAUCUACGUUGCCCACUCUGCCUCUACCAUACCAAAUACAAGAGCAAUAUGAUUGAUCACAUUGUCCUCCAUAAAGAGGAACGUGUGGUCCCAAUUGAAGUGUGUCGCUCGAAGCUGUCCAAGCAUUUGCAAGGAAUUGUGUUCCGCUGUGACCGAUGCACUUUUACCUGCUCCAGUGAUGAAAGCCUCCAGCAGCAUAUCGAGAAGCACAACGAACUGAAGCCCUACAAGUGUCAGCUCUGCUACUUUGACAGCAAAGAGCGGGAGGAGCUGGAGGAUCACCUGCGUGAUGAGCACAAGGUGGCCCGUAAUUUUGAACUUGUAGGCCGAGUGAAUCUUGACCAGCUGGAGGCUCUGAGAGAAAAGGUAGAGACCUUAAAUGCUGAGGAGAGAGAUGAAGAAGAGGAAGACUACCUAGAAGAGGAGGAAGAAGAAGAGGAAACGGCUGAAGUAGAUGAAGAUGAGGUGGCAGAAGAGGAAGUUGAACUGGAAGACGAUGAGGAGCCGGAAGAGAAAAAUGAAGCAAAAGAUAUCCCAGGUUCUCCAGGAAGCAGAGCAUCCAUCAAUAAUGAGAAGCGAUUUCCUUGUGAGUUCUGUGGCCGCAUAUUUGCACACUGCUCAGAAUGGGAGCGCCACGUGCUAAGACAUGGCAUGAUUCUGAGCAGCAAUAAGCUGGAUGACACUAGUGUUGAACAAGCAGAAGAAUUUCUGAACCAGGUGAGCCGAGUACCGAACACACCAACACUGGAAGAUAAACUCGAGGAAAACUCGGACGAACCCACGGAAGUCAACAGCCAUGAGGAUUCUGGCGACAGCCCACUAAUCAGCAUGGAGACUGAGAUAUCAGAGACCAAAAAAUGAUACUUCAGCAGAAACAGUGUAGCUUGGACACGUACUUGAAAAUUUAAAACGAGAAACAAAACCAACCAAGGCUGCUUUACGUUAACCUUUUAAACCUUCGGAGCACUGUUUGAUAAUAUAACGUUUUGUUUGUUUUUUUGUUUGUUUGUUUGUUUUUUUUUUGGUGGGGAGGGGUCAUAGAUGAGGGGGGGUCUGGUUUUAAAUGUAUAACAUCCUGUGUGUACUUGUAUCAUAUUUUCUAAACUCUGAACUUUGAAAUAAGAGACUUGGUCCAUAGGACAUAUGCUAAUAUAUUGGUAACCAAUAGUGAAUGGUACUGAGAUGUCGUCAUUAAGGUCAAAUCCUUCUUCGUUUACCUUUUUUGUAAUAAUUACGCCGUUGGGAGUGCGAGGAUGUGAACACAAUGUGUGCGAGACGUUGCUUCUUAGGAAUAUUUCAAAUCAUUUCUUCUUUGUGUGAAUUGGUCCGACUGUACAGUGGGGCCGCUACAGUCCAUAUGUUCACCUGCCAGACACCACGUGCAUGCUGGGUGCUGUUGUUUUUUUUUUUUUUUUUUCCUUAUUUUUUUUGUAAGAAUGUUAAAUAUUCUUCAACCAAAUGACACUUGAAUGUCAUACUUGGGGGGACUUUCCUACUUCAAACAGUUGGCGGCUGCACAGAUUUGACCUUAACGAUGAAGACUUUGUCGAUUUUUCUUUUUGAUUUGAUUUUAUACGCAUUGAGUACUUCAGUGUUCAUUUUCUACAGAGCAGAUUAGCUUUGGAAUUUUUUUGUUUUCGGGUUUUGGUGUUCAUUUUUUUUUUUUUUUUUUUUUUUAAUUAUUAGCAAUGUCCCAAAAUAUUGUAGCAAAUUGCUACGUUAAUCCAGGAAUAUGUCUCCAAGCUUUUUUUGUUCUUCAGUGUACUGUCGUGUAUUAUUGUACUUAAAAGGCAAACGAUGCCUUAUCACUGAUGGGAUGUUGCGUCCCAAGCAGCAAUUUUAAAAUUCAUGUCUAGAAUAAUAAUAAUAAUAAUAAUUUUACUGUUUUGUUUGUUUGUUUUUAUUUUCUUCUCUCUCUCUCUCUCUCAUUCAAAGGGAUAGCUCCAUAUGUGGCGCCUUGGUCCGACUACGAACAGUCGCAGCUGUUUAAACCACUUAGUUUGUUCCUUGUUGUCUGUUAAGUGUAAUUGUUAGAGGAAAUACAAAGGUAGCCGAUUUCCUACAGCUAAUCUUUGAAGCUUAUGAUAACCUUUCUCUCUCAUAGUACCUCAGAACUAACAAAAUGUAAUGAAUACGUUCUAAUUUAGUGUUUUUUCUGUAUGUUUACCGAGUCCCUAGAAGUGAAUCCGAUAGAAUGCCUGAUCCAACUCCGUAUUUUACAGGAGUGACAAAAAUAAGACGUUUUUCAAUACAAAUUUUUAAAAAAAGAAAAAUUGCCGUUAGGAGAGGUUUUGCACUGGAUGGUUGUACGGUUGUACUGCAAAGUAACAUUUGUUGGGUCAAAACUAUCACAACGUUUAACACUUUGCUAUCUGAAAACAGAAAAAACAAAAAAAACAAAAAGAAAGUUUUGUGAAUUUUUUUUAUAUAUUUUUUAUUUUGUAUUAAAAUUCUUUACUAGUGGAAAUACUUGAGUGUGGUUGCUGUUUUGCUUCCAGUUCUUUAUGGGAAUGAUAAGAGUAUCUGUAUUAAAACUUAAGGAGAAUAAUAAUAAUAAUAAUAUCAGUUGUGACUUUAAGCCCUAAAGCCUUAUUUUUAGAUGACAGUUUAGGAAAUGGCAUCUUUUCUUUUCUUUCUCUCAAUUUUGGUUUGUGAGUACCGCAUUGGAUGCCAAUGGAGAUUUUUAUUAUUUUAAUUAUUUUUGGUUUUCUUCCCUUGGACUCCUGUACGGUAAGGAGAUGCCGCCAGCUUUUGAUUCCCAUACCGAUGCUGCUAUCUUGAAUCCCCUCGGCAGUAGUUCACUUUUUUCUUUCUGUAAUUUGAUUUUGUUUCUUUUUCUCUCUCUUUCUGUUUUAAACGUACACUAUAAACACUAUAAAUGUCAAACAUUAAAGACUUUCAUGCUGAAUGCUUUAUAUGGUAUUGUUGAUUUGACCGGGUCUGGUCUUCUUUUUUUUUUUUUUUUGUAAUUAAUGUCCCACGGUUUGCAUUCAUUUUGUUUCCUUUUUUUUUUUUUUUUUUUUUUUUGUCCGGGGCUUUAUGAAUAAUAGGAUGCAUUCACUCCCUGAACAAUUCCAACAGUAGUCACCGUGUAACCGGCCGAUGUGAUUUUUAGGAUGAUAAAACGUUUAAAAACACAAAAAGACGAUAAGCUUGGAGGAAUGGGUGGUGUUGAGCUGAUGUGUCCAUUGACAAGACACUGGAAACUUGUGUAUACAGUAUAUAUAUAUUGUUUGUUUUUUAUAUUGGACUCGACCAUAGCUCAGUUUAGCUUCAACAUACUGGAUUGAUUGCCUUUUCCUGUGAAGAAACGAAAAAAAAAUUGAAAAAAAUCCUCGAGGUGGAUAUGUGACCGUUACUUAGAAUGCUUGUUUACGCUUUUAUUCCAGUUUUUUUUUUUUCUCCUCGAUACUCUGUAAAUAAUGUAAUUUGUUUGUUUUUUUAACUUGUUAAUAAAGUUAUAAAAUAACAGUA
This is a messenger RNA of Erpetoichthys calabaricus (reedfish), 10746 nucleotides long. RefSeq names its product zinc finger protein 462 (gene znf462). The coding region runs from base 415 to 8133 and encodes 2572 amino acids. Gene Ontology annotation, biological process: regulation of gene expression. The record is from RefSeq and is a predicted model, not a curated record. The transcript has 13 exons. Gene Ontology annotation, cellular component: nucleus. Lineage: Eukaryota; Metazoa; Chordata; Cladistia; Polypteriformes; Polypteridae.